UGGGAAUGCCCCUGUGGAUUUGGUAACUGUCCGGGAAGGCCACGACGUUGUCUGUCAUUCAUCUACGGUGCUCAUUAGCUUUUCCUUCCUCAACCAUGUCUGAAUCAUAUAAUCGUCUGCCCUUUCCAACCUCGUCCGAAGAGUUUGCACUCCCAUCAACGUCGAGCGUGGCAUCUUCUACAUCAGCCGACGAUGGACUGCCGAAUCCACUGUUUUUGAGACUACGACGACCGACAUUACUCAACAAGUCACCGUACUAUUCAGACAAAAGGAUACAAAGUCCGUUGGCAAUUUCGUUCACUGUGGCCUCCAGAAGACGAGGGAGUAAUGGCGAAGAAUCAGAAAGUGACCGAGAGAGAAUGUGGUCUGAAAGCUCUCCAUCAAGCAGCUCAGGAAAUCCAACACCCCCAAUUACUCUUCCACUAGAAGGAGAUGACGAAAGCAACGCUAGCACACGCAGUGGUGGGCCCAGUCCCUCAACGCCGCCGCCAAGUCGCAACCUGAGCACAAAUGGACUACCAGCCAAUGCUGGAGACACGUCUAUCCCAAUAUUGCGCCGUCCUACUUAUCCACUGAAGCCUGCGCGCAUAUUGAAUCUGCUAGCAGAACCACGUCCAGAAGAGGACGAACUUCAGUCUGAAGCAGCUUUCCAACGCCUGUUGGCAUCGCACUCCGACCUCCCCUCGCAACCCCGUACACCUCGUGCACCCUCAGACCGUGGUCGCUAUCCUGAAGAAGUGGGCCACGAGGAUUCGCACGAGGAUCCUUUGAGUGAUGAUGACGACGACGACGUCCAGGGCCUUUUUGCCUUUGAUAUACAGAACGAAACAAACAACGUCAAGCCUUGUACCCCUGCUCAGAGUGUAAAUGGGGAUGAUUUGAACAUGUCCCUGGCAGAAAGCCCGAUGGGAGUGGCCAUGGAUGUAGAUCCCCCUAUGGUAUCUCCCUCCAUCAUUUCCACGCCCAUGUCUAUUCAAUGGCGAUACACGCCACCACCAACCACAAGCGCGGUGCGCUCGAACAAACGUAAAUUGGACGACAGAUAUGAUCCAUAUCCUACAUCCGCAAAACGCCGUGCCGUAUCGCCUUCCAUAUCAUACUUGCGAGAAACACACCCCUCACUCGUGUCGUACCCUCGGACACCUAGUUCCAGGCCUCCAGUCCCGAUUCCUCUUUCUAUCCCUCCAUCCAAUUCUAGUACUUCAGCCACCUCGUCGCCCACUGUCACGUCCGGUUACGCUUUCCAAGCUUAUCCGGGUUCACGGCAGGUAAACCUGGGAACCAUGAGCUUAUCUUCUAGCCCCGUACUUCGGCCUUCUUUAGGGCUUGUGAGUCCGAUCUUACGGCCGAUUCUGCGGACGCGGAGAGGAGCUGAUGGCGAGGAAAGGGAGAUCGAGGGCGCAGGCGAAGCCGUGAAUGGAUUAUCACUGAGCUGAGUGACCGUAAAUGGGCACCUUGAGUGACAUACAGAAUAGUAAUUCUGGUCGCUUUAUCUGCGUUUACUGAUCUGGUUCGGGAAGUUGCGCAAAGUGCGCGGGCAUUUGCUUCCACGCACGCUUGAAUCGGACUGCUUUCCAAGCUGUCCCGUAUUGCGCAGUUGCCUUGGCAAGCUGGUUCAAGGCUCUCCCGUACUGCACCCACAUUAUGUACAGCAUCACGUGAUGUAAUUACAAUACAUACUUUUUAUAUCCAAUUUGCCGUCUUAUUCGCUUCAA
Suillus discolor is the source of this 1715-nucleotide messenger RNA. RefSeq lists its product as uncharacterized. The transcript is spliced from 5 exons. Lineage: Eukaryota; Fungi; Basidiomycota; Agaricomycetes; Boletales; Suillaceae. Bases 96 to 1436 code for a protein of 446 amino acids. The record is from RefSeq and is a predicted model, not a curated record.